Molecule: messenger RNA, 2486 nt
Organism: Polyodon spathula (Mississippi paddlefish)
Lineage: Eukaryota; Metazoa; Chordata; Actinopteri; Acipenseriformes; Polyodontidae
Gene: cd63
Product: CD63 molecule
Exons: 8
Coding region: 127-834 (235 amino acids)
Cellular component (GO): membrane
Source: RefSeq, a predicted model, not a curated record
UGACGUCAGGUAAGGAACUUGCCCUCUUGCGCACAGAGUAAGAGCGCAGAGGAACCAGGGCGCGCCAGCUGGGGUUUGCAGAGGAGCUCGUCGGUAACUAAUAAGAGAUCUGAUAAUCUACUGAAAAUGGCAGUCGAAGGAGGAAUGAAGUGUGUCAAAUAUCUGCUCUUCAUCUUUAACUUCAUAUUUUGGAUCUGUGGGAUCGCGCUCAUUGUGAUUGGAAUCAUGGUUCAGAUGAGCCUCCACAAGACCCUGAUGAUCACUAACGCUUCUGCCUCGGGCGCACCCAUCGUCAUCAUCGUGGUGGGCGUGGUCAUCUUCUUCAUCGCCUUCUUUGGCUGCUGCGGUGCGUGGAAGGAGAGCUACUGCAUGGUCACGAUGUUUGCUGUGCUGUUAACCCUCAUCUUCCUGGUGGAGAUUGCAGCAGCCAUCGCUGGGUACAUCUUCAAAGACAAGGUGAAAGACGUCUUUAGCACAGCGUUGGAAGACUCCAUGAAGAAAUAUAACCAGAGUGCGGAUUUUAGGGAGGCCGUGGAUACAAUCCAGGCUGACUUCCACUGCUGCGGUUCCAAUAACUACACUGACUGGUUCAACAUCCGACACAACAACAGUGUCCCAGACUCCUGCUGCAAGACUCGCGCCCCUGGCUGUGGGAAUAACAUCACUCGCGAUAUCUACCAGAAGGGCUGUGUGGAGACCAUUAAUACCUGGAUCCAGAAGAAUAUUCUCAUUGUGGUGGGAGUGGCGCUGGGAAUUGCCUUCUUCCAGCUCCUGGGCAUCGUGUUUGCCUGUGUGCUGAUGAAAGCUAUCCGCAGCGGUUAUGAAGUGAUGUAACUGCACACAGACUCGCUGCCACAAACCUCCAACAAAGUCAUUCAUCCACUUUAUUUUUUAGCUUAAACUCUGAAUGAUUGCAAUUUUGUAUUUUUGGGGAUUGUGCUAAUUUCUGUGCUUUACACACACAUAUAUAUUUGUUGUAAGAAUGUAGGAAAAAACUAAAGCUUUCACAAAGUCCAGGCGAGAGUCAUUUUCACUCUUGUUUGAUUGUUUCAAAGUCUAAAUCCCGAUUUUUCUGCACUGCCUAUUAAAAUAGUUUAAAAGCGCACAGUUGCACCUGCACACUCAGUGCCUAUUAAGUCUUAAACACACUUGAGGCACACACUGUAGUUCUGCAGUGUCUAGUGAAAUGGCUUGAAUGUUCAUAUUUUUAUACAAUACAUCCUUAAAUGUAAUUUUAAAAGUGAUAAUAGGGUUGAAGAGUGGAAAGUCAAAGUAGAAAUACAAGAACAUAUAAACAAUAUCAAACCAUUGGGAGGUACACAUGUACAUUCUUAGGAACCCUAACCCAAGCCACAAUUUAGAUUCAUCCACAUGUAAUAAAAUCACGUUUUAGAUCAUUGUACUGUGCCAAAACAUUUUGAAUGAACUUCAAACUUUUAGACAAAUUCCCCAUUGAAUGGGUCGCAACUCUUAAUGUUCCGGAGCGCCCUUUAUGUUGGGUUUCUGUGCCAAGUGGAGCUAAUCUGCCCAUGCCAAUGUCCUUGGGUAUUUCCUCAGUCAGAUGAGAGUGCAAAGUGGCAGGUGGCAGGCGUCCUGUUUACAGUGAGCAGCCUCUGUGUCUGCACAAUUGGAACAUGCAUUGGAGGGCCCUUCCCCUUUGGAACCUGUUAGCAGCAGCUCCACGUCAACAUCACGGAGAGCAGAUCUCGCUUUCUGUGUCAGUGGGAAACAUUUAACCACAUCGAGUUCUAUAGACAAGUUUAGGAAACUAUCAGGAUUUCUUCUGUUUUAUUUAGAUUUAAGGACUUGUAAUAUGGUGCUCAAUGGCUACCUUGAAUCAAGUAGAGUGUACUUUCUCUGACAGCAAAGAGUGCGCGAGAAAUACUGUCAACGUGAUUCAGGCUAGCCCAUGAACACUCCUGUACAGUGCACCAGGAGCUGCUUGGGAUCUAGCCUGUGCAUGAACGGAGAGCGCUGCUCCCAACAGCAGCUGCCGGCUCAUAUGAGGAGCUGUACAACAUUACCCUUCAGUAUGAACGCAUGAAAUGGGAUUGCUGCGGAGAGCAAAUAUUCAUCCUGAUCUCAACUGGAUUUUGUGAAAGCAAGUAGUUUGUUUUUAAUUAUCUUAGUUAAAUCUGUAGUGUCUGUCCAUGUACCUUUUUGGAGGACGGAACUCUGAGUCUGUACGGUGGUGCCUUUCUAUAGUUUCAUAAAAAAAAAUAAUAAUAAUAAUUGUGACCAGUAAGGCUGGUUGACUUUGUCAAAAGUGUAGAAACUGCCAAAGAAGGUCAACCUUCCUCCCUCGUGCCAGCUGAACCCGGGACGAGCCAGUCCCGUUGCUUCUCCUGGGCUUGAUCCCACAUGGUGAGGCAGUGCCAUUAGGGUGAUGCUUUCAUGCCUGCCAACGCAGCACGACAAUGUUCCUGAUUGUUUUCUAUUCUGCCCUUUUAUUGUUUCCAUGAAUAAAAUAUACAUUUUUUAACUUA